UCAGUAGGUCAUCCUGAUGCAACGGUUUUGUGUGUGUGUGUGUGUGAGAGAGAUAAAGAGAGAGCACGAAUCAAGAGCAUGAACGAGCCCUAUAGCGCUGGUGAGAGAUAAAGGGGACGUAUAGUAGGAGACAGAGGGGGUUGCUGAGAAUGAACGAGAGAGUGAGAGGCUGGGGGAGGUAGACAGUGUGAGAGAGAGAGAGAGAGAGAGCGAGAAGGAGGGAGGGAGGACGAUGCACAGCUCUGCGGCACUACAAGGACACUGAGCUUCACAGAGAGAGAGAGAGAGAGAAUUGAUGCUCAGCCUGAACACCACACAACUCCGAUACACAGCUGACCAGCGGGCAGCGUGCAGCACAAACUCGCAGCGUCGACGAGGGUGGAUCUACAUCAUCAGGAGCAGUUGUUGUUUUUUUUUUUGGAACGUUCACAAAAUGUCCUUUUUCUUUUGCGUAUGUGAGGAAAAAUAGCGUCAGUUCUCCACACAGUAUCUGUGUUUAGUGUUUGGUCUGAAUGAGAGUGUCUGCAAACCUUGCUAAGCUUCAGGGUCACCCCAUUGCUGACUGAAGCAGGCUCUUGUGUACCAGAGAGGCGCUUGAGGUAGUGCUCGAGGUGGAGGUUUUGGAGAACUGUCGGGUCAAGACGAACCAUGAGCGAGUCCAAGAAACGUGAGGUAGAGCUGAGGGAUAAAGCCAUCAUGCACCAGCAGAGGAGACUGAAGCAGGCCACCCAGUUCACACACAAGGACUCGGCUGACCUCCUGCCUCUGGACGGUCUCAAGAGGCUGGGGACAUCCAAAGACUUGCAACCUCACAGCAUUGUGCAGCGGCGCCUCCUAGAGGGUAAUAUCUCUCGGCUGUGCGGGGAAGCACGGGACACCCCGUCCCGCGUCCGCUCGCCGCUCGCCGACAGCAAGGAAGGUGCUGAGGCAGAGGAGAGGAGCGAAAGCACCGUAGAUGACUCCACUGAGGAGCAAGAGUCACCGGAGGAGAGCGAGAGAAGUCUGAGAUCUGACGAGGAGGACGAGGAGGACGAUAACAGGGAUGCUGUUGGAAAGGCCACGAGGGACAGUGGAGAAGAAGGAGGACCAGAGGAGAGCGAGGGAGUGUCCACCCUCUCGACUCUGCAGGUGCAGUGCAAGUGUGGUGAUGCCGAGGUCAAGGUAUCCGUUAACACAGGCUGUCAGUACAACCAUAUCUCCAGUACAUGCUGCAGAAGGCUGGGACUGAAAAUCAAUCCCAAGAUUAAGCCACUCAGUGAAUCCAUGCAUAACGCAGUGACGUCCCUGCAGAUCCAGAUCGGUAGUGAAAGAGUGCAGUGUACGGCUCAGGUCAUAGACGAUGAGGCGUUGGAGCUAUGCCUGGGCCUACAGACUCUGCUGGAGCUCAAAUGCUGCGUUGACCUGAACAGCAGAGUGCUCCGCCUGCACAGCGACGGCGAGGAACUGCCCUUCCUGAAGACGCCAACCCGUACCCAGUGCCAUCACCGUGACAGCAACAAAAACCUGUGACCUUCGACCUCACCUUCGAUCACGCCCCCAGUAAAUGCGAGAGGGAAUUUGGACUGCAGCCGUUGCUCUCCUCCUCCUCUCACGACCUUUUUUUGUUUCUCUUCGUGUUGGUUUGUGUUGUCGAUUACUGCGAAGUCAAUGUCUCGCUGUGCUCAAUUCGUGGUGCAGUCAAUGAGAUCUAAGAGUUUACGUCCAGAGUCGAGAGAUCAACCCGAGGAACGUUAGGAUGGCACGGUACGGCACGGCCGGUGCAGUCAAUGAAAACUAGGCGUAUGCAUACCGGUAUGUGUACGAGUUAUUUCAAGUGCAAAAAAACUUGCCUUCCCAGCGUGUCACUAAAUAUGACACCACACAACAAAAACUAUCAGCUGUGCACCACCUGGUCACGCCCCCAAGCUCAAUUUAACUAAAUAAAUAAAUAAUUUCAAAUAGUUUUGUAGCACAGCUAGACCAUCUUCGCAAGUGAAAAUAUCUAUCGUAUAUCGAAUAUAGUCACAUUGAUGUAAUAUUUCAUAUUGUAAUGUUACGAUAAACCAAAUAUAAGAUUAUUGAAUCUAUUUCUAGACAUAUAUUUCACUCAUUUGAAGGUCAAACAGGGAUCUCUUCAGUACGCCUUUAUUUCUAGAAAGAAGCAAAAUCAUCUGCCGGUAGAAUAAGGACACUAAGAACACCGAGCUUGGAAUGAGGAGUAAUGUUUAGAAAUAGGCUGAAUAAUCUCAUUUGGUUUGUUGUAAUCGAAUUCCAGAUGUUUUCUCGCUCAAAAGUUAACUGAUCCUUCGGGAUGUCACGGAUCUCUACUCUCUCCAGGACAAGAUGAGGAUUGAAACAUUCCAGCCUUCUGCCAGAUUUUCUAGAUAUAUAAUAUAUAUUAGCAGUUUUUAUCUUUCAAAAUGCUCUUUAUAUAAAUAGUGUGAGGGGUGCUGUGUUUCCGUCGCUGGUUCUGUGCUUUCGAACAGCUUGUGUUUAACCCAUUAGACAGGAACACACAUACAGCUGGUCCGAAAAAAGGAAAAAAAAAAAAAAAGGUUCCCAUAGGAACCCAAGGCUUUCGUUCACAGCGACACUAGCCGCACCUGUCCGGUGUUAGUCUGAGCUCUUCGUAGGCUCAGCUUCCCAUAACGGAUCUACAACGCAUGAUACUUUUAGUUCUUCGCCAAAACUGAAGCACUGUCAAACUGUCCCGGCUCGGCCUCGAUCCCUGUCCACACGCGUGCGUCGGUCAGAGGAACACUCAACCUGCAAACUAUUCCGGCCUCCAUCACCGUCUCUGUCGCGACAGAUCUCAGAUCAGAGAUUAGUCCCGCUUUGCUGCACGCUGCCUCUCUGUCUGCCUCUUUUUGGGUGUUGGGGAAUUCAUAUAUUUGUAUGCUGUAAAUGAAGGAAAUACAAUGUAUGAAAGAGAUUAUUUUUGCCGUUUUUUUUCCUCUCUCUUCUCCUUUUCUCUGUCUAAUAAAAAAAUAUGUAUUCUGCCUUAU
Molecule: messenger RNA, 2984 nt
Organism: Ictalurus punctatus (channel catfish)
Lineage: Eukaryota; Metazoa; Chordata; Actinopteri; Siluriformes; Ictaluridae
Gene: nrip2
Product: nuclear receptor interacting protein 2
Exons: 6
Coding region: 649-1509 (286 amino acids)
Biological process (GO): proteolysis
Molecular function (GO): aspartic-type endopeptidase activity
Source: RefSeq, a predicted model, not a curated record